UCGCCGUUUGUCGGAGUACGGGUGGGAAAGGAAAUCAACCGCUUGCUGCGGGAGCGGAGAACGGACGAAUCCGUACCUGGACCCUUUCUGCACCGCGCCUCUCCUUCAGCUCCUUCUCCUAACAUCAGGCUGGUAACGUAAAGAGUUUCCGGACAUGAUGAGGGGACGGGUGGUGCUGCGUUUGUGCAGCUGGAUGUGGUUGUUUUUCGCCGCUUUGUCGUGUGGAGUUUGGGCUGACGGCUUGGUGAAUGAGGAUGUGAAGCGGACGGUGGAUCUCAGCACACACCUCGCCAAAAUAUCCAACGAAAUCGUGCUGGGGAAUCACGGAGACUCCGCGGCGCACAGCUUCACCGUGGGCCUGGAGCCCGAGCUUGGCCCGCACCUCGCCUACAUCGGAGCCACAGCGAAAGGUGAAGAGGAUGAAGAUGAAGCUUUGGAAUUGAAGGAGACGUCUGUUAAAGGACAAAGCGGGACGUUCUUCCAGGUGCAGCUGCCCUCCGCCUUGUCACCUGGUGCCAAGCUGCGCAUCAAGUUGGAGAUAGUGUACAGCCACUUGCUCACACCGUUCCCCACUCACAUCACUCAGGCCGAGAGGCAGCUGGUGGUUUUCCAGGGCAAUCACUACUUGUAUUCGCCCUACCCGACCCGUACCCAGACCACUCGUGUGCGCCUCGCCUCCAAAACCAUCGAGAGCUACACCAAACUGGGCAACCCGAGCAAAGCCGAUGAGGUGAUCGAGUAUGGCCCGUUCAAGGACGUCCCUGCGUACAGUCAGGACACCAUGAAGAUCCACUUUGAGAAUAAUUCCCCAUUCCUCACCAUCAGCAGCAUCACACGCACCAUCGAGGUUUCUCACUGGGGCAACAUCGCCGUGGAGGAAACAAUCGACCUGAGACACACAGGGGCAUAUCUGAAGGGGCCGUUCUCCCGCUACGACUACCAGAGGCAGUCUGACAGUGGCAUAUCCUCCAUCAAAUCCUUCAAGACGAUCCUUCCUGCUUCUGCUCAAGACGUGUAUUACCGAGACGAGAUCGGGAACAUCUCCACCUCUCACCUGCAGGUUCUAGAAGACUCGGUCGAGGUUGAAGUGCGCCCCCGCUUCCCCCUGUUCGGAGGUUGGAAGACGCACUACAUCAUCGGCUACAACCUUCCCAGCUACGAAUAUCUCUACACCUUGGGUGAUCAGUACGCUCUGAAAAUGCGCCUGGUUGAUCACGUGUACGACGAUCAGGUUAUCGACCUUCUCACUGUCAAACUGAUUCUCCCAGAGGGAGCAAGGAAUGUUCAUUUGGAAACUCCAUACCCCAUCGAACGAAGCUCCGACCAGCUGCACUACACCUACCUGGACACCUUUGGCAGGCCUGUUCUGGUGGCCACCAAGAAGAACCUGGUGGAGCAGCACAUUCAGGACAUGGUGGUUCACUACACCUUCAAUAAAAUCCUAAUGCUGCAGGAGCCAUUGCUGGUGGUCGGUGCAUUUUAUAUCUUAUUCUUCACGGUCAUCCUUUACGUUCGCCUCGACUUCUCCAUCACCAAGGACCCUGCAGCAGAGGUGCGCAUGAAGGUGGCAUCCAUCACGGAGCAGGUCCUGACUCUGGUCAAUAAGAGGCUUGGUCUGUACAGACACAUGGACGAGGUUGUGAACCGCUACAAGCAGACACGUGACACGGGUGCUCUCAAUGGGGGCCGUAAGAACUUGGAGGCUGAGCACCGCACCCUCACUAACGACAUCACGGGUCUGCAGGCUCGCCUUAAAGCUGAAGGAUCUGACCUUGCUGAGAAGGUGGGAGAGAUCCAGAAGCUGGACGGCCAGGUGAAGGACCUGGUAUUGCAGUCCUGUCAGGAAUCCGAGCGCCUCGUCACCGGGAAGGUGAAAAAGGAGGCGUACAUUGCGUCAGAGAAAUCGCUGACCGCCAGGAGACAGGAGCUGAUCUCGCGCAUCGACGGCCUCCUCGAUGCUCUUUAAUCCACGCACCACACACAAAAAAACCGUUCCGUGCUGAAACACACACAAAACCUCUCGUACACGCCUUUUUUUUUUUUUUGUGCACUACGUAAGUGUGUCUUGUCUUUUUCAUCCUGUAGGUUGUGUGAGAGGGGUGUGUACAUACACAUUUACUCAUCCCUCAAGAUUUCUUUUUGUUUUUUGUUUUUCUGAUCACCAGGGAAAUGUCUCAAGUCAUGCCUCACGUUACAUGCAUUUUCAUUUCCUUUUGUUUUUUUUUUAAAAGAGGACAACAAAUUCAAAUGUUUCCUCUCCAACUUUAUCUGCUGAAACAUUUCUUUCCUUCUGUGUAUUUGGCACUUAAUUACUAAUCUUUUUUUUUUUUUUUUUGCUCUGCCCUGAAACAAAUGCAAAAAUACCGAAGCUCUGAACAUGGUGGAUGGCACGUGAAAUUUUCUCCCACGUAUUUUUUAUUUUUUGGUUUCUUUCUUCCAGGUUUUUUUGUAUAAUUUUCGUUUUUUUGUAAACGAUUUGCUUUCAUACCAUAAAUUUAGUGGACAAACACCAGAUGUGUGUGUUGGGGGAAGAAGAAAAUGUUGAAAGUUCAAGAUUUGGAAAAUAAAAAUAAACAGGUUGUUAUAAAAAAAAAAAAA
Molecule: messenger RNA, 2598 nt
Organism: Silurus meridionalis
Lineage: Eukaryota; Metazoa; Chordata; Actinopteri; Siluriformes; Siluridae
Gene: rpn1
Product: ribophorin I
Exons: 10
Coding region: 155-1966 (603 amino acids)
Cellular component (GO): oligosaccharyltransferase complex; membrane
Source: RefSeq, a predicted model, not a curated record